Molecule: messenger RNA, 3108 nt
Organism: Cydia amplana
Lineage: Eukaryota; Metazoa; Arthropoda; Insecta; Lepidoptera; Tortricidae
Exons: 3
Coding region: 118-3051 (977 amino acids)
Source: RefSeq, a predicted model, not a curated record
GAUUAAUUGUCAUGCCUUGUUUCGUUUUGGUAAUAUUUUGAAAACUAAAUUUUUUGUUAAUUAAUCUAACAUACCUAAUUAUGUAAAUUUACUUGUUUGCUUAAAAAAAAUAGUACAAUGGCUGUCGCGGAUGCAAUGUUCAUAUUCGAAGUGGUGGUAGAGCACGUCAGGAGUUUGGUCGAUAGUAGAUUGCUUGUAAUUCGCAGUGAUUUCGCCGACAUAUUUUCUCUUGAACUAAAAGAUCCAAAGCAAAUGCACAUAGUGAUGCCGGAGCCUCUUCCCUUGCCACCAGAACCACCUGGAAAGAAAAAAAAGAAAAAACCUCCUAAACCUAAGAAACCCAAAAAAGGAGCAUUACCCCCACCUCCUCCACCAGAGCCAGUGAUACAAUCGGGACAAUCCGUGCUAUUCACAAGCAGCGCUGAGUUUUUAAUCAAAUUAAUGCUAAAGUGUCCCUUGCAAGUCACACUAUGGAGCAAAGAGGAUAAUCUUGUGUUCAUUGGGGCUAGCGUUAUUCCUUGGGAUCCAAUGUUUUCAACCUACCUUCAGCAAAUCCUUAAUUGCCAAACGCCAAAACCUGUUACUCUGAAUGAUGAAUUUAAUGUCUUUGAAGAAAACACCGCGAAGCUAAUGGCAAAAAUUGGCCUCCAAAUAAAAUUGACUUAUUUAGGAGACAAAGUCACUACAGCAUUCCGCACUUUAUCCGAAGAUCCUUCGGUAAAAAAGGUUCUGUAUACUGGUCUCAAUUCCAAAACAACAUCAUACAUAUGCACAUUGAAGACAUCUGAUGAAAUAUUUGAAGAGAAUUGCAAUAAGUUAGAAAACAGUUUCAUAAAGGAUAGACCGAAACAGCUUUUGUUUGCUGAUUACACUAACGCACCAGGAGCAAAUCUCGUAGAAUUCAGUGACGGCGAUUACUGCUGCAUGAACAACGCCGACAAACCUCCAGAAUCUAAAUAUACAGGACCAAACACUAUGCCGACAAUAGAUUUCAUUAUUGAUUAUGUACGAAAGAUAAUAGCGUCCUGUAAUGACAACAUGAGGAUGCUUACGCCCCGCCCGACUAUAACUCCGAAAAUCAGAGCCACAGACAUUGACAGACUUUGUUAUUGCCAGCAAUCGCAGUGGCCAGAAAGUGCAUUAGCUGAGAAGUACAAAACAGAAGUCCAGAGCGGACCGUGUGCUGUCUGCGCUGAGCCCGGCAAGGCAGGAGUCGCAGGAGGUGCAGGUGCCGAAGGGCCUGGAGCCAUCUUCGACAUAGCGAACUUACGAGGCCCUUGUGGAAAACCAGACUGCAAAAUAGCAAGACAUAUAAGGAAGUACAUCGAAAAUUUGAUGGAAGAAGACAAAGUUGAGGUUGAUAUUAAUGAGAUUAUUGGUCCGUGUGGUAGUAAGCUUUGUACUUUGGCUGAAAAAAUUCAAGAAUUCCUUAGGCAUGAAGGACUGUUCACUGAGGGCGCUACAGAAGAGGGUCUCUCUACGCAAUGCGCGUGUAUCCAAAAAAUGCAAGAUGCCCUGGUUGAAAGAAAAUCUUGUCAAAGUAUAUGUAGCAAAAAUUGCGAAGAGGGUGAUGAUGAUGAUCCUGAGGAAACCUGUGCAGGAAAAGGUUGCCCAUUUUCUGGACAAUCACAGCGGGUAUACAACGUGUAUUAUUUCACAGUAGAACUUGAUCAGACAAGUAAAUCUACUUCCGGCAAAACCACACCGGUAACCGACCAAACAAGAUCUGACGAAGACAAAUUCAAAUACUGUGCAGAAGACUGCCCCACUAUGAAAGCUGAGACAGAAAUAACUUUGUGCACAAAAGGAGUGUGCCCUUCAGCUAAUAGAGAAGAUAAGCCGUGUCCUGAGCAUCCGUGUCCCAUGAAGGGGGAAUACCCUCCCAGCCCAGCAGACAGCAACGUUGAAAUAGACCUCAACGCUAUACACAAUCCAUGCUGCUCCACAACUUGCGACGUAGCCGAAACAGUAAAAGACUUCGUAGUCGACGGCUUUAACCAGAAAAAAAAGAUAAUUGAGAACGAUAACGAGUGCUACUGCGACUGUGUAUGUGAUUUUAAUUUCACGAAAAACACAACUUACUGCGCUGUUUGCGGCGGUUACGAAUGCCUAGGAACUGAUAUGGAAAACCAACCGGCCUUUAUAAAACCUCUACCAUGUCCGGUCUAUCAUAAACUCUACGACAAGAAAUAUAUAAAAACGGAGAGUCCAUGGCCUGACGUAGAUCAAAUUGAAACGCAUGACAAGAUUAGUAUAAAGACUACUAAAUCGCAAAGAUUGACCAAUGCUCUGGCUAAAAAAGAUUCAUCUUUUGAAGUUGAAGGCGGAGAAAAGGAAAAAAAGAAACCAGACAAGUCUGUUAAUAAAAAGAAGGCACAUAAAAGCAAUAUUGGUGUUGUGAAAAAAGUGGGGAAGGCUGUCGAACAGAGGCCAUCGAAGUAUCCUUAUCCCCCAGUUCCGGCUAAUAUGGGUUGGAAUUGGACAGCUGAAGACAUUCCCGGAUUAAAGGUAGCACAAGGGUGGAAGCCGGGCGCCGUGUCUAAAUAUAUCCUAAGAAAACUGAAGCGCGCUACGCUACGCUCCGCAGCCGUGGCCGACAGUGCACCAGUGAAAAAAUCCAAAAUGAAAUGCGGGGAUAAACCCACUAUCGUCAUAAAAAAGAAGGAUGGAGAGUAUUCAGUCGAAAUGCAAGUGACAUCAGAGAACGAACAGAAUUGCGUCGUAUACGAUCCACUUGUAUAUAAGAUUGCAUCUGCAAGCAACGAGGAAAGGGUCAGAAGGAGAGAGAGAAAAGCGAGAAGAUUAAUCAAGAAUAUGGUAAAGGAAUUCGACGAUCCCUUUCACCCAGACGUUUGUCAGCAGACGUGCGUUCGAGGUUAUAAAGAGAUUAUUGGUGUUUUUGAUUCUGAAUGUCAAGGCGAUGUUGGCUCCGUGACUGAAAGCUGUUCUUGUGAAGAUGAGCAGGAUCAGGAGCAGGAUUCUGACGGCAGUUCCCUGGAUCUCGACUGGGAGAUACAAUUCUCGCCGCCGAAUGCUCGGGUCAAGAGCUAAUGGUAAUGACAAAUGGGAGAGGCGUUUGGACGGUUGAAUAAAUUUAAUAAAUUCGAA